CAUUACGCUGAGGCCAAGAGUAUGUGACUCACCCAAGGUCACCUAGUGGGGUGCAAAUGGCAGAGAUGAGCUUGGUCAUACUCAAACCUUGGUUCCUGCCUUUCUUUCUCCAGUCUUGAACUUUCCACUUAACCAUACAAUUCUCAGAAGUCCAUAGCCUGGAGCCAGGGCAGUUGAAGCAGGGCCAAACCGGAUUAUUGCUGCAGUGCGGAUGGGCAGCCUAGAUCUAGAGCACACUUCAGAAAUGAUGCAGUUUGAGACUGCUGUGACUGGCCUGGCUCAGUGCUAGGGACUUCUGGGAAUUGGGAAUUUAUUCUGGCAGCAGGGCUCUCUGACAGAGAAUGCUAAAUGCCUCCCAAACCAACUUCUUAGCAUUGAGCUGGGGCAGUUAAAGCAGUCUUAAAGUGGAUUAUUUCUUCAGUGUGGAUGGGAAGCCUAGGUCCCAAAGCACAGUGCAGAAAUUAUGCAGUUUGAUACCGCUUUGACUGCCCUGGCUCAAGGAGUUGGGGGUAAUUCUGGCACCAGAGGAGGCCAAACGCCUCCCAAAACGAAUUCCCUAGCAUUGAGCCAGGGCAGCUAAAGCGGGUUAUCCCUGCAGAGUGCGGAUGGGGGCAGCCUGGCUAGACCUCUGGGUGACCCUUCCUGCUGGGGCGAGGGCGGGGACUCUGGGAAGCAUGGCUGGAACAGCCAGCAGCGCCUGGCCCUCUUCCUGCUCCUGCUGCUGCUGCUGCUGCUCUUGAGGACAAGUGUCCCUCGGAGGGGCCUGAGGGGAGGAGCAGGCUCUCUCUCUCUGCGCCGCAGCCCCUCCCUCCUCUGGGCAGGACUCGGGGGGAGCCUGCUUCCCGCUCAGUCAGUCAGUCGGAGGAGGAAGAGGAGAGGCUCCUCGUCCCCUUCGCCAUGGCUCCGGCUGCUUGAGACAAGGGGCGUCCGGAGAAGAUGCUGCCGCCACUGCAGCAGCCUCGCCUGGCAGGCUGGGACCGGGGCCGGGUGGGCGAGAGGCUCCAAGCCGCCUUGGCGGGGCUCCAGGAGCUGAAGGUGCUGCGGGAGAGGCAGGCCCAGAGGGUCCGGGGGGCGCUGGCCAUGGAGACGACCCCCGAGACCCCCAGGCCAAGCAAGGAGAGGCGCCUGGAAGCCACCCUCGCCGCCCUCAAGGAGCAGCUGUCACGUCUGAGGAGACAAGAUGUUGGACUGAAAAGCCAUCUGGAUCAGCUGGACCAACAGAUUAGUGAACUGAAGCUGGAUGUAAGCAAAACUUCCAUUGAGUACCUUGACAGUGACAGCAGACCUAGUUCAGGUUUUUAUGAUCUCAGUGAUGCUGGCUCUUGCUCCUUAUCCAACUCCUGUACAUCAGUCUUCAGUGAAUCCAUCUUUUCCUCCCAUGCCAGUCUAUUGCCAAAUUCUUCUCAGCACCCAAAAAAACCACUCAGCAUCGUUGAUUACCGUCCCAAAUCUGCAGAUGAAACCACAGUAAACAACCAGUUCCAACAGCAAGGAGCCUACACCAGUGAUGGAUGCCGAAUCAAAGUUUGCCCUGAUGUUUCAGGGUCUCCUAAGUCCAGGCCAAGACCUGUUUCCACAGGUGACCUUGAAAGACUAACCGUUGGAGAUGUGGGAUUUCCUAAAGCAACUGACCCCAAAUUCUCUCCUCUGCUUUGUCCAGGAGAAGAUAACCAGAUCUAUUGUGUGGACCCCAAAUACCAGAGUGACUUGGUCUCUAAGAGUGGGAAUGAUGUAUAUCCUUACCCAAGCCCCCUUCAUGCUGUGGCUUUACAGAGUCCACUUUUUUCCCUGACAGGGCCAUCAUCAGAAACUGAACGCCAUCCGUUGCCUAACAAAGUUGUACCUAAUGUUGUUGGGCCCAGUUUGAUUAGGACUCGGCCAGUCAGAGAGUCCAGGCCAGGGGGUUACAUCAACAAACUGCUCCAGCUGACACGCUACAGAGGAAACAAUCAGGCGGACGCCAGUGAGAGGUGUCCAACAAAGAGCCAGCCAUUGACAAUGCUCCAGAGACUCAUUAUAAUCCCCAGUGCUGGUGGAGUGAAAAUUAACAGCAGUGGCAGCCAGCUGGAAAAACAAGAGAGCUCACCACAUAGUAACAAAGCCAAGGGGAAACCGCAGAGGGAGAUGCCUGAGGGGGAAUGUGCCAAACAGCAGGGGACUCUGGACUGUGUGAAUGUAGAGCAGACAGCCACCGUGGUUCAUGCAGAGUCUUCCUUGGCUGUGAAUGGCGGUUACUCUGCCAAGUCAUCUGUGAGGGACUCUCCUGUGACAGAAGCUGGGGAAAGCUAUCUGGAACGCAGCUCUUCCAGCUCACAGCUCGGAACAGAGGAUUCUAGCCUGAGCCCCACAAAUGCUCAUAUGGCCCCAGUCAAGAAAUCUCACAAGAAGUAUGCCAAUGCCAUCAAGGCAGGAGGUCAUGAUUUUAUGCCUCAGGGAGGAUUCGUUCAUGCAAAGUUUGUCCCUGCAGAGUCCCAUCAAGUCAAAGUGAGGUUUGCUAACUCUAAAUUGAAGCCUGUGAAGGUAAAGAGGAGAAACAGUGAGAAGGCACUGAGGCCUGGGAAACAGACUUUUUAUGCAGAGAAAUCAAGGGGGCUUCACCACCCUGCUGCCAAGCUGCCUGUGGAGUGGAAUCUAUCUCAGAGACAGCUGAGAGAAAGGAACCUCAUUAGGAGGCCUACAUUUUCUGGGGAAACCACAGUUAGAUCUUGCUCAGAGUCCAGCCUGUACCCUGUGCCAUUCAGACUCCCCCAAGGACCCUCUGGGCCUGAACUGUAUCAAGCAUCUGCCAAUACCAUGUAUUCUCUUGAAGCAGCUUAUAUAGACACAGCCACCAAGAAAAAGCAUCGCAAAUGGCAGUCCACGGUGGAAAUCUCAGCAAAAACCCAUGUUGCUAGUCUAUCUAGCAGCUUUGCCUUGGGCCCACCAAGACCGCAAGGAAGGAGAGCAGGGAUUAUGCGUGCUGUAACCAUGAGGGCACGUUCAAAGAACCGCCACCCCUUUCGUCCUGGAAUGUAUGCCAAAAGUGAAUCUGACCACUCAGAGUACUCUGCUGAAUGCGCUUCACUUUUCCACUCCACCAUUGCUGAGACCAGUGAAGGAGAGGUCAGUGACUAUACAGCCAAUCGCUUUGGGGAUAGCGAGUCCAGUGACAGUGAUUCUGAGGGCAGCAGCCUGACUAUUGACUAUGAGGAGGAGGCAGAUGAGCACGAACUGAUCUGGUCUGACUCAUCUGUCAGGCAACUAGAAGCCACUCACACCUCCUCCAAGCCUCUUCCAUCCAUGCCCAAACUCUGCCGCAUCAAAGCUUCAAAGGCCCUCAAGAAGAAGAUUAGGAGAUUCCAACCUGCCUCUCUGAAAGUGAUGACUAUGGUUUAAAACUGAGAAUCAGUCUUAUUUUGUCAGCUGACUCUGUCUCAAUUUGCAAAAGAAAGGAGAAUGGAUACUUAAAAGGAUUUUGUUAAAUGAAAUGGAAUUAAACUUCCUCUAACUCCCAGAUCUUCAGGCAAGGGUUUUAUUGUUGUUCAUUUGCAAAUGCCUGUGUAAAUUACACUAACUUCCCUUUUCUAUUCUGUAAAUGUGUGUUCUUGUGGCUUUAUAUCUCUCAUCCUUCCCAUCCCAUACUUCUAGUUAUUAAGAUAUUAAGGGUUCAGAUGAUAUGUGUGCUGCCAGUCUAAUGGAUAUUUUUGAGACAUGGAUGUGCAACCCAUAAAGUAUGAAAAAUUUCCCAACUUGCAAGGAGUUGGAGUGGAUUGGUUUAUUUUAUUUUAUUUUGCUAAGGGUGCAGUUGGAUCUCUUCAAAUUCAGAGACAUUCAUUACAUUCUCAGUGCCCUUAAAAACUCACAUUCUCUGUCAUCCUAGUUGCCCAUUGUAAGUAAUACUCAACAAGUCUUGAUUUAUUUCAUCAGUUUUCUUUGAGUGGUGUCAUUUAUUUACCAAGGAGGCCUACCAUCAGAGUAGUACCAUCUGGUACUACUACUACUUCCCACUUGCAAAUUAAGGAAUUUUCAAGCCUGACUAAUACUACUGUAAUCUUUUUAUAUGAAGAUGUUUGUGGUGUUGCUAUUGUUGUUGUUUUUGAAUAGGUAAACUGCAUUCCAGACAGUGGGUCACAAUGCAUUUAUAGCUGUGGCUGAAAACAUAGUAGCACUGCUCAGAUUUUAUUGCAGGCUCAAUAAAAUGUUAAGUUGGUGAACCCAGCUGUAAAA
Molecule: messenger RNA, 4206 nt
Organism: Sceloporus undulatus (fence lizard)
Lineage: Eukaryota; Metazoa; Chordata; Lepidosauria; Squamata; Phrynosomatidae
Gene: DACT2
Product: dishevelled binding antagonist of beta catenin 2
Biological process (GO): negative regulation of nodal signaling pathway
Cellular component (GO): cytoplasm
Source: RefSeq, a predicted model, not a curated record